Molecule: messenger RNA, 1191 nt
Organism: Trichoderma gamsii
Lineage: Eukaryota; Fungi; Ascomycota; Sordariomycetes; Hypocreales; Hypocreaceae
Product: fasciclin domain-containing protein
Exons: 3
Coding region: 1-1191 (396 amino acids)
Biological process (GO): macroautophagy
Cellular component (GO): fungal-type vacuole membrane
Source: RefSeq, a predicted model, not a curated record
AUGCUAUCAAAAAAGUUUGCGGCCGUGGCCACCCUGUUGGCAUCUAUCUCGUCUGCAGCAAAAGUGGCAUCAAAAGACAUGGAACAAGAUCUAGGCACCGUGCUAGCCAACAACAAAGAUCUAUCCACAUACUACGAACUCAUACAGGCAUGCAUAACAAUCAUUGCACCCUCCAAUGACGCCUUCAAAAACAUCCCCUACACUGCCCUCAACGGCGUGUGGAAUGCAACUGAUAAAGACACCACUGUGCCUCUCCUGCAAUAUCACAUCCUCCAAGGAACCGUCGCCACAAAUGCCCUCCUAACAGGUCCUACCUACGUCCGACCAACCCUCCUGACCAGCAGUCACUACACCAACGUGACGUCUGGGCAAAACGUCCUCAUCGCCAAACAACCCGGCGACGACGUCGUCUUCACCACCAGCAUGGGCACUCGCUGCACUCUCACCGAGGGCGACAUCACCUUCCAGGGCGGUCUGAUUCAAGUGGUUGACAACCUGCUCGUGCCUCCCGCGCGUUUGCAAAACACCUCCGAAGCAUUCAGCGUACCCAACUUCCUAGGCGCUCUCUAUGCCGGCAAGCUCAUGCCAAAGGUCUCCUACGAGGAGAACAUCACCGUCUUUGCCCCCAUCGACAGCGCCUUUGCCACAAUCGGUGGUUCUCUCAAGCACAUGGAUGCCAAGGCCAUUGCCCGAAUCAUGGGCUACCACAUCAUCCCUAACCAAGUCCUCGUCUCCUCCGCCCUCACAAACGGCACCCGCCUCCAAACCCUCGCCAACAACGCCGCCGGCAACGCCCCCGAAUCGCUCGUCGUCCGCCAAGCCGGCAACAACAAAUUCGUCAACUCGGCGCAAAUCGUGCAGCCCGACAUCCUCCUCGCAAACGGCAUCAUGCACCUCAUCUCCGGCGUGCUUAACCCAGACGCCGACGCCGCCGUGCCCAACCCCACGGCCCUUUCCCAAGCGCCCGUUUUCCCCGUGAGCUCGGCCAAAAACCCCUUUACGUCGGCGCUGCCGUGCACCGUGAGCUGCCCCGUCACAACGACGUCGACGAGCAGCACUGUGGAUGCGACGACUACGAGCACAAGCGUCUUUACGACGAAAAGCAAAGGCGCUGCUGGGGCUCUUGCCACGGCGGAUAUACAUGCUGCUGGAGUGGCGCUGGGUUUGCUUGGUGCAGGACUGCUGUUUUAG